AUGUUGUCGCUGAUGUUCCUGCCUGGCGGAUUUCUGCAAGGGGCAUUCGUCCCUUGCUGCGCUCACGUGGCUGCAGAUGUCGCAAGUCCUUGUGCGCCAGUGUCUGCCGUAAAGAGCUGCAGCAAAAGCCAGGCUCUGCGCUGUGGGCUCGUGCCAGUAUUCAUGCAGGAGGAGGAGGAUGGAGCCGCCAGCUACGCCUCCAUCGACGAGGUUCGGGAGCUCGUGCAUGCGAUCGGCCUCGACCCUGAGGUACUGAAGCUCAGCGUCCGGAUGGAGCGGGCGGUGCACGACUCGCUCUCAAAGGCGGCGCCCACACUGCGCAAGUCGGUGCGCUCUGCCAUCGAGCUCGAGCUGUCGGCGCUCGACGGACCAGAGCCCACUGGCCCUGUCUCCAAACUGGGCGGGGUGCCGUGGCUCAAGCCGGACGAUCAGUGGCCCACGUGCAAGUGCUGCGGGCAGCCGCUCGCUUUCUUUGCACAGCUGAACCUGGGGGCGCUGCGGGGCAGCGUCACGCUGCCGCCAUCGUCGCCACCGAUCGGCAUCGUGCCGGAGCUCAGCCGCAGCAGUGGGCUGCUCCAGCUGUGGGGUUGCACCGAUGGCUUCCGGAUUGAGGAUCCGCAGGAUCCGGAAGCCAUGAUGGCGGCGGCAGUCAUGCGGGAAGCCAUGGCGGCAGACCUUGCGCAGGAAGACAUUGAUUGUCUGCGAGACAUUGACUGUGAGGAUGCGACGUACGACAACCCGUUCGGUGGCACCGAGUUCCUCCGCCUCGUGCCGCAGGAAGAGCUGGGCAGCCCGACUCCUCCCAGUGGCGUCCCCGUGCUACCGACGGACCUCGUGUCGGCGGUGGGUGUGAGAGCGGAGCUCGGCUUCGAGGAUAGCGAGCUGCGGGAGGAGCGCUGGCGAGUCGGAAGCGAGCUGGGGCGCUUUGCUGAUUGGCUCGAGUACUCUGGUGGCCACGGCAAUUGGGUUGGUGGCUGGGCCGAUUGGUUGCAGGGGCCCCGCUAUCCAGAGUGCCCAAAGUGCAGCGAGCCGAUGACGAAUGUUCUCUUCAAUUGGGAUGGGGGUGCUAUUGACAUGGAUGUCCCAGCGAUCGUCACGCAGUGUCCAAAGUGUCCAGAACAGUUGGCGUUCUUGUGGGACCUAGACUAG
This is a messenger RNA of Emiliania huxleyi CCMP1516, 1149 nucleotides long. RefSeq lists its product as hypothetical. Lineage: Eukaryota; Haptophyta; Isochrysidales; Noelaerhabdaceae. The transcript has a single exon. The coding region runs from base 1 to 1149 and encodes 382 amino acids. The record is from RefSeq and is a predicted model, not a curated record.